This is a messenger RNA of Amoebophrya sp. A25, 2156 nucleotides long. The record is from the annotation of a GenBank genome assembly. Lineage: Eukaryota; Dinophyceae; Syndiniales; Amoebophryaceae.
AUGAAUCUAUCAGGAAGAAUUUUGUUGGACAUGUUUUUGAAGAGACCAAGGAGAGUAAGUCUCCGUGGACGGCCUUUGAAUCAUUUAGCUCUAAAACCCGGAAGAUAUUCGCGGACCACGACGGAAGAGACAUUUCCUCUCUUUCGGUACAUGUGCAGCUUCAUUUGCAACGAGACCGCUGGGCUACGACCGAGCAGCCUUGGUUCAGCGAUAUUGAAGUCCUCUGCUUAUGGUUGAGGUGUGUUCUAGGUCCAGCGACGCUUGAAGCAUAUAAAGAAAAAUAGCCGCUCAAUUUUCCCUCAUAUCCUAGUGUUAUACGCAAUGCCAUAGGUGUGUUACAGUCACUAAUCAGGGACUACUCCUACGCACCUCCUGCUCCAACGCACCUCCUGCUCCUACUCACCUCCUGCUCCAACGCACCUCCUGCUCCUACUCACCUCCUGCUCCUACGCACCUCCUGCGCCUGCGCACCUCCUGCUCCUACGCACCUCCUUCGCCUGCGCACCUCCUGCUCCUACGCACCUCCUGCUCCUACGCACCUCCUGCGCCUGCGCACCUCCUGCUCCUACGCACCUCCUGCUCCUACGCACCUCCUGCUCCUACGCACCUCCUGCUCCUACUCACCUCCACCUUGUUGACUUCUAGCUUGUUGACUUGUAGCUUGUUGACUUGUAGCUUGUUGACUUUUAGCUUGUUGACUUUUAGCUUAUAGUUUGAAGGAUAAUGUUGAUUGUUGUGAUGUUCCCACUCCGCGGUGUUUCUAACCAUAGGAAAAAGCGGAAAAUGAUGAUAGCGUCGAGGACGAAACGGAGAGCGGAAAACUUAUAGCAUGGAGAAGGGAGUGUGGCCAGGCUAUGAACGGAUAGAGACUUUUGGAGAAAGUCAAAGUUGUAUUUGUAAUCAAGAAGUUGUACUUGGUAUUUGUAGCCGGUGAUCAAGAAUGAUUACUUACGUGUAGCUAACUUAAUACUACCACGGACGAACGAUGUAAAAUUUUAGUAUUUGCUUUUCUGUAGAAGUACAAGGACUUCAAACAAUAGACAAGAGAAGACCCCAUCCUUCAUUUUUACAAUCGUCGAGAAGUUAUUUCCAAUGUUGCCAGGAGCAGGAAUCAGAGAUAUUCCUUCGUUCCACAAGACGCUCAACCUCAAAAAACGCCCAUCAGCUGCUAUGUUUUCUACUACGUCGGACGAGAGCCUGGGUAAGGUACUGACGCAGUUCCCACUACUUGGUUUAUAGAACAAGAUGGCAAGGACAUACUAAGCAAGGAGAAAUAGGACGUUUCUCUGUAACUUCCUAUACUAUGUCAUCACACAUAUCAAGGAUAGGGUGUCAACGCAUGAAGUCCAGGAUAAAUAGGACGUUUCUCUGUCGGCCCCUGACCCCAUACUGAAGAUAAGCAAACUUUCACACAUUUUUAUUUUGAAGAGUCAGCACGUCGAAACCACACAAUCUUGACAACAUUCACAUUGUCCAUCAACAAACCACUCAAAACAAAAUCACUCUACUCCUAACAAAAUUUAACUAAGUAUUCAUAACAAUCUAUGAUGACAAUCAGGUUGACGAUGGUGGGGAAUCUGAUGAGCUUGAGCCUCUGAUAGGAGCACCAGAGUUGAAUAUUGAAGCUGGCUGGUGGAGCAGAAAACUCCGAAAAGCGAAAAGCAUGUGGGCAGAACUACCAUUAUGGCAAAUAACUCAUCAUUCUAAAGAUAGGAGGACCAAAUUGUGUUGAUGAUUUUUGCAACCUCAUCAUUCUCAAGAAAGAUCAACCUCAACAUCCUGAAGAAAUCGUUUCCUGUGGUUGCUGAUUCUUUAUCGCUUUUUCUUCCUUGUUGUAAGGUUGAUGACAAGUUUUUUGCUUUUUUUAGUCAGGGCUUUACCUUCACCCCCGAAUUAGUGAGGUCAUCAGACUCGUAGAACAACCAUUACUUCUGAGACUCCGUGUGAUACCUUCAACAGUAGAUGACAGAGAACUACUAGAUGAAGUUGCAUAUCACCGAAGGUAGUACUCAACUGAAAGACCAAACUUGUACGGCGUACAGCCUUACUAGUUUUCGCCAUGAGAAGUAUGAGUUUGUGAAGAGAGGUAUUGCUUUACACCACUAAUACCGUUUUUCUGGUUGCCCGGGGAGGAUGUGGACUUGGUGGAAUCGUGA